AUGUCCGAGGCCGUGGCGGAAGUCCAGGGCCUCAUCUCACAGGACUCCUCCAACAUGGCCCGAAGACCCGGCACACUGCGAGAGCUUCACCGGGCCCUCUCUGCCGCUGCCGGCAGCUGCCUUUUGGAUGGGCUUGCACGGCUUACGCCACAACAUCUCAGCAACACCGCCCAAGGGCUCGGUACUUUGAGGCCUCGUGGCAUCCUGGCCACCGAGAGGACCGCUGCGCAAUCUGCGAGAAACAUCCCCAGCUUCCGCCCGGAUGGGCUGGCGACCUUGGCUUGGUCUUGCGCACGCUUCGGCCACUACCACCCAGCGCUCUUCCAUGCGAUCGGGUUGGAGGCAGGGCAGCUGCUGGAAAACUCUCAGACAAGCUGGGCCACCACAGGAAACCUUCGUGAAGAGAACGUCGGAAUGCUGUUGGAAGCUUUCAGCUGCUUCGACUCCUGCGCCGGCCUUGCCUGGCAGCUUGUGGAGCGUGCCGAGGCCAAUGGCCUCUUCCCAGACGGGCCAAGCCUUGGCUGCCUUGCAGCGAGUUGUCGACGUCGAGGGGAGGAUGACAGGAGGUUGCUGGAAAUCUAUGCCUCGUGGCAAAGAAGACAGGGCAAUCCUGCGCUGGAGUCCAUCUGCCUUGUUGCGCUGGCACGCCGCUUAUCCAUCGAAGGAGGUGCCGAGGAAGCUGUGCAGCUGCUGCAAGCCGCAUCUCAGCGCCUGCCGCUGGAUUCAGCAGCUGAUGGAGUUUGGUUGGCGUGUGGUGGAGACUCCGAGGAUCUGGAACGGAAGGCCUGGACGAUUCGGUCCGGGAACGACUACGGCAAGGAGCUGCGACUUCUCCAGCACGCCAUGCGGGCGACGCGGGACCCCCGUGCCGUCGCAGGGGUCAUGGAAUCUUUCGGGGCCGAGGAGCUGCCGAGCUUCAGCAAGUGGCUCAAGAUUGCCGGCGGCCAAAAGGCCCAAGUGCUCACAGCUGCAGCCAAAGCCAGUCCCAAAGGACUGGCCCUGGAGCUGGGUCUCUACUGUGGCUUCUCUGCUCUCCACCUGAGCUCCCUGAUGAAGGUGGUUUCUGUGGAGGCUGACUUUGUCCAUGCCCUCAUAGCCGAGACUCUGCUGAGCUUUGCCGGGGUGGCGCAUGAGGUCGAGAUUGUGGUUGGGCAUACCGAGGACGUGAUGCCGUGGCUGAUUGACAAGAAGCUGAGCAAAGUCGGCUAUGUGUUCAUGGACCAGCGUGGGUCCAGGUAUCAUGCAGAUCUCGAUGCCUUGCUGCAGUCCGGAGUCCUGCAAGAUGGCGCCGUGGUCGUGGCGGACAACGUGCUCAAGCCGGGAGCACCCCGAUUUCUUUGGGCACUGACUCGCCACCCUGCGUUCACCACAGAAGUUCUUGAAGUCACGGAGUAUGCGAUGCACAACGUGCAGGACUGGAUGACGGCCAGUGUCUACAGAUGCUUCGAAGGUGAGCCGCCGGAGGCGCUCGCCUGCGAGGCACCACCGUCCAUUCGGGUACUGGAGUGGGAAGCCGAGCGGAUGCGCGGCCGCAGCCACCUGCCACAGCAUGGGGGCAGGGGUGUCGACUUCGAGCAAUGGCAGGCUUUUGCGGCCAGCAUGAAGACAGCAAUGUGUGAAGCGCUCGAUGUGAAAGCUUCCCCCUUUUCCGACGACUCUGGUGUCGGCCUGUACGCUGGUUUUGUAUGCCAGUUUUGCGUGGAUCGCGGAGUCUGGUGGAACCAUCUUCUGGGUGGUUCAAGGCGGUGGGCGCAGCUGAGCUCACGGCUAACCAGUCAGCUGGCUGAUCAGGCGGAUGUGACAGCUGGAAUUGCAUAUCUUACCCGCGACUGGGCGGAGAUGGCGCGACGAUCACAUGCCGCUCUGGACCAGGAGUUUUGCGGAAGCUGGCGCACAAGCCUUCACGAGCUCGCAUCAAAGCUCACAGAUAUUUGGUCGGACAUCCGGAACGCCUCGCUGUGUACUGGGAUGGACCCAGUCAGCCCACGUGUGAAAUCUGCACGGUCCGCUCGGGCUGUCCUUGACCGAGACCCUGGAUCCAUGGAGGUUUUCUCCGCGCGCAGCCAGAAGCAGGACCGUGGUUCGAUAGCGCUGGCCCGAGCAGGCAGUGCGCCCUUGGGAGGUCAGUCGAUGACGUCCUUACAGCUGUGGCUGAAGGUGGACCGAGCAGUUCAACGAGCCCUGCAUGUAGAGGCUGAGCGCAUGCGCAAGGCCUUGGAAACUGACGACCCCAAGACAUUGCAGGCCAUGAUGAAUUGGUGGUCAGCAAACAACAGCUCGGUGGCGAGUGCUGCAGCCGCAGCGGUGUCCGCAGGCAGCGGUCUGCUGGAUGAUGGAUUUGACGAGCAGAAGGAAACCCUGGGUUCCCUGCUCUUGUCCGAGCGGCUGCACCAACGCUUUCAGUACCGGUCCUUUGCCAAGGGCGAUGAAGCGCCCGGGCUGGAGGAGCCCAGCGCGGGAGUCGAAGAGUUCGAACGGCUAGAACAGGCCCUGGCAACGAACUUUGAGUCCCUCCAGGACCUUCGAAGGCGCCUUGCGCCAAUGGCCUCUCCGGCAGGGACACUGCGCUGCCCCUGCCGCAAGGAUCUGCUGGAGGGUGCAGCGGAGGUACAGGCAAUGUUGCGGAGAAGUUUAUCGUCGACACCCUGGGCGAUGAUGAGGUAUGCCGAAGAAGGAAAGCCAGCUGCCGACGUCCCGGAAGAUAGCCCCGAGGAUCGUCAGGCGGAGCGUCGCAUUUUGAUGACCUUGGCCUUGGCGACCUGCAGUGGUGUUGCGGCAGUUCCGUAUGCUGUCUUCGCCGGGGCUUGGCUGUGGGCAAUUGCUUUCUUCGGGUUUGCCCUUGCAAAUGCGGUUCUGCUGCUGAACUACCAGCGGCUGUCGCUUCCACAUGUGCACCGUCGCUUCGAGCGCCAGCUCAGCCACCUGUCGUCCAGACGGGAGCAAAUCCUAGUGGAGAUCCGGGACCUCCAGCGCUCUUCGCAGAGGGCCGGGGCCGCACAUGCCCGCGCCUGCAUCUUCCUGCAGAGCGUGAACGUCCUGCGAAACAUCAACUAUUUCGUCCUCUGCAUCAAAACUGAAACGCAGAGGGCAGCAGCUGCAGCCAUGGGCGGCAUGGAAGGAAUGCAGGAGAGCGUUGUCCUGGGAGGUUUGAGGCUGCUCCUCGCCUUGCUCCCGCGAUGCGAGCAGCGGUGGGAGGCUGAAAUUUUGGCCGACGACGAUUGCCGUGUUGCUGUUGCUGCACUGUCGGACAGAGAGACUGAGCCCAACGCACGGCUCGUCGCCGAAAGCCAGAAGCGCUUGUGGAUUUUGCUGAGAAUGGUCCAUCUCUCAUCGGUUCUGCCGAUUGAGGCACAAGGCCAGCUCGGCUCCCUUAUACAGCGUUAUGCACGGCCGAUUUUGAUUGAGGGCCGCGUCCCGUUGCAAAAUGCAUCGGCCUUGGAGAUGACCAGCAAGACAAGCCCGAAGCAGGAGACCCUGCUCAAGGCGGCCGGCAACGGCGAAAAGGUCGAAAAGGAGAUGCCGGAAUGGAUGUCGCAGGCACUGGGGGAGAAUUGGGAGCAUUGUGCACGGCUCUAA
This is a messenger RNA of Symbiodinium natans, 3576 nucleotides long. The record is from the annotation of a GenBank genome assembly. Lineage: Eukaryota; Dinophyceae; Suessiales; Symbiodiniaceae.